GUCGAUGCUGUGUGCAGACAGACGAGCUGCUAACAUGACGGAAAAAGGGCUCGUUUAUCUGAUCACCGGAGGCUGCGGCUUCCUCGGCAGCCAUCUGCUCAGGGUUCUGCUGGAGAAAGAGGAAGAACUGGUCGAGGUUCGGGUGUUUGACAAACACGUAGAUUUGGGUUUGAACGGACUCAGCACCGAGCGGACGAAAGUGGUCGUCAUUCGAGGUGACAUCACGGACUACAGCAGCGUGCUGGAAGCCGUCCGCGGAGCAGAUGUCGUCAUCCACGCCGCCAGCUUGGUCGACGUCUGGCACAAAGUCCCGGAAGACCUCAUCUACUCCGUCAACGUGACAGGAACGGAGAACGUGAUCAACGCGUGCGUGGAGUGUGGCGUCCAGAGGCUCGUCUACACCAGCAGCAUGGAGGUGAUCGGCCCGAACGUCAACGGAGAUCACUUUAAGAGAGGCAAUGAAGACACGCCGUACCUGGUGAAACACAACAUGGCUUAUCCUAAGAGCAAAUCAAAGGCAGAGAAACUGGUCCUGGAAGCUAACGGCAUMGAGGUGAAAGGUGGAAAAUCUUUGCACACCUGCUCUCUGAGGCCGACUGGGAUCUACGGCGAGGGCCACAUGCUGAUAAAGGAUUUCUACAAACAGGCUGUAGCCAGAGGAGGGCUGGUUAUCGGGGGUGUCCCGGAUCACAUCGAACACGGGAGGGUUUAUGCAGGUAAUGUUGCCUGGAUGCACGUCCUCGCAGCCCGAGCCCUCAGGGACGAGCCUCAGAGGGUCGGAGGCGAAGCCUUCUUCUGCUAYGACGAGUCGCCGUACAAAAGCUACGAGGACUUCAACAUGAGUCUGCUCUCCGCCUUCAGCUUCAGGAGGGUGUGCAUGCCCGCCGCCGUCCUCUGGUUCCUGGCCGUGGUCAACGACCUGCUGCGCUGGGUGCUCAGUCCCGUCUACAACCACACGCCGCUGCUGAACCGCUACACCCUGGCUGUGGCCAGCACCACCUUCACCGUCCAGACCGACAAAGCUCAGAGAUAUUUCCAGUACCGACCCCUCUACAGCUGGGACCAGUGUUUAGCUCGCACGCAGAAAUGGAUCGGCACGUUUCCUUCAGAGAACCCCAAAGACUCCUAACGUCCCCCGAAGCAGUUCAACGCACCUGACGCUGUGAUGCAGACGGGAUCUGAGAACCGCUAAAAACUGGGUUUGAUUUUUUUGAAGACAAUCCGUCCAGUGGUUCAGGAGAUAUUUCGCUAACAGAGGGGGCAGACGCUCACAGUGAAGUGUUUCAGUCUCUAUCACAGCAGCAGCUCUGUAUCUAUAAACUGGACAGAAUCUAACUUUACAUGGAGCUGAUUUGCAGUUUUCCUGCUUUGAAGAUUGAAUAUUUAUCAUAAAACCAAUAAGCACUUUUUUAUUUUCAUAUCUUCUUGAAACUAUGUGAUUUAGUCUAAUUUAAUAUUUUUACAUUAGUUCCCGGUAUCGCGCUCAGAACCACAGGAACCUUUACAAACGUUUAUUUAAAUAAAAGGGAAAUGUUGGCAAAAAUGGAUUUUUAAAAAAAAGAUAAUUUAAGCUUCGAGGGAGUCUGAGUGCUAUCAGUCAGACCUGUUACCACCACAGUUAUCAUAUAUACAAAUAUGAAUAAUAUAUAUAUGAGUGUGUAACAGUCUGUAUUUUAGUUAUGACAGAAGUGAAAUGUUAUACAAAAAUAUUAGUAUUUUACUAUAUUAUUUAUUUUGUCAGUAUAAUGUAAUUGUUUUUUGUCGUUUUUAAAUAAACAUAGCUUAAUUACUA
Austrofundulus limnaeus is the source of this 1792-nucleotide messenger RNA. RefSeq names its product hydroxy-delta-5-steroid dehydrogenase, 3 beta- and steroid delta-isomerase (gene hsd3b7). The record is from RefSeq and is a predicted model, not a curated record. The coding region runs from base 5 to 1129 and encodes 374 amino acids. NCBI's taxonomy places the organism in Eukaryota, Metazoa, Chordata, Actinopteri, Cyprinodontiformes, Rivulidae. The transcript is spliced from 6 exons. Gene Ontology annotation, molecular function: oxidoreductase activity, acting on the CH-OH group of donors, NAD or NADP as acceptor. Gene Ontology annotation, biological process: steroid biosynthetic process.